AUGUGGGGCGUAAGAGUGAUAAUUCCUAAUAAACUUCGUAGUCAGGUAUUAGGACAGAUCCAUGAAGGACAUCUUGGUGUCGUUAAAAUGAAAGCAUUGGCCCGAAGUUUUGUAUGGUGGCCAGGAAUCGACCAGGAUAUUGAAAAGUUGGCAAAAGCCUGUAAUGGAUGUCAACUAAAUCAAAACUCCCCGAAAGGAGCACCGCUUAAUGCGUGGGAAUGGCCAAGCAAGCCAUGGGACAGAGUUCAUAUUGAUUUUGCAGGACCAUUUUUAGGGUAUAUGUUUCUUAUCAUGGUUGACGCACAUUCAAAGUGGCCAGAAGUAAUAAAAAUGAAAAACAUUACAUCAGAAAGUACAAUCAAUGUUUUGCGAACAAUCUUCUCAAGGAACGGAAUACCAUCACGUAUUGUGAGUGACAAUGGACCACAAUUUACAUCACAGGAAUUUGAAAAUUUCAUGCAAUUAAAUGGUAUUAAACACAUCAGAAGUGCGCCAUAUCAUCCAUCGACAAAUGGUUUAGCAGAACGUUUUGUGCAAACUUUUAAGCAAGCUAUGAAAUCUAGUUCAAAUGAUUCAGGAACCGUUUCGAAAAAACUAGCACAGUUUUUGUUAGCAUACCGCAGCACUAAACACAGUACAACGAAUGAAACUCCAGCAAAACUUAUGAUUGGAAGAGAUUUGAAAACAAGGAUGAAUCUUUUAAGACCGAACAUUGAAAACCAAGUUCAAACUAAACAGGAGGAAAUGUGUGACCGUAGAAAAACUUACCAACGUGAAUUUAAUGAUGGACAAUCAGUUGUAGUCCGUGAUUACCGGAACAAAAAUAAAUGGACACCAGGGACGAUAUCAACGAAAACUGGACCUGUGUCGUAUCAAGUACAAAUCGAUCCUACAACAAUAUGGAGAAGACAUGCCGAUCAAAUUAUCGAUUCAAACAUUACUAACACUGAACAAUCAAUUUCAGAACAAACUACAUUGGACAAUCAUAUAAGUAGUGAACAUGUCAACCCAACAGAAAAUGAACACCGUCCACAAAAAUCUGAAGAACACAAAUCUAAUCAACCAACAACACCAGUAAAGCGUUAUCCAACAAGGGAAAGGAAAUCCAACAAGUUGAAAGAUUUUAUAUAUAAUUGA
Mytilus trossulus (common blue mussel) is the source of this 1137-nucleotide messenger RNA. RefSeq lists its product as uncharacterized. Lineage: Eukaryota; Metazoa; Mollusca; Bivalvia; Mytilida; Mytilidae. The transcript has a single exon. Gene Ontology annotation, biological process: DNA integration. The record is from RefSeq and is a predicted model, not a curated record. The coding region runs from base 1 to 1137 and encodes 378 amino acids. Gene Ontology annotation, molecular function: nucleic acid binding.